Malaya genurostris is the source of this 812-nucleotide messenger RNA. RefSeq names its product arginine/serine-rich coiled-coil protein 2-like. The transcript is spliced from 2 exons. The record is from RefSeq and is a predicted model, not a curated record. NCBI's taxonomy places the organism in Eukaryota, Metazoa, Arthropoda, Insecta, Diptera, Culicidae. The coding region runs from base 83 to 640 and encodes 185 amino acids.
GCUUCACGUAGCAGGCGUUUGCCAAUCAGUGACAUGAAGCUCAUUUUUCAUUUCCCAAGAACAUAGUUUACAGUUCCGGAAAAUGCUUCCUUCCAUUUUGCGAGUUUUGCAGAACACCGAUGGAUACGUCCCCAUGGAGUUCAUCUGCGAUUCGAUUCAGGGCAGCCAUUCGGAGACGGUUCCGGGACCAGCCAACAUGCCAGCGGAAGUUCGAAAGCAUUUGGAAAUUGCUCAGCAGUACGGCCUCGUCACGAACUCCGCAGAUGAAACAAAAAUACUACUUAAGCUGACGAAACCCGAGCCACCAAAUUUCGAGUUAAGAUUAGAAACUCUGAAGCGUGAAAUUGAAACGGAAAACCAACGACGGAAUACCUCGGACGAGCUGGUGGAAUCCACUGCCGGACCGUCGCAUAGCGUUGCUAACAGCAACGCUCACGAUUGUGGACCGGGUUGGCGUCGCAUGUCACCGGCCCAACGACGAGCUAUCGCCAUCAAUCAACGGAUGAAGGAGAUCACCCAGCGCAGGGCUCGAUCGCCAGGUAGAAAAUCUCGCUCCCCUUCACGAUCCCGGCCAAGAUCUCGAUCGCGGUCACGAUCACGGUCACGUCCGCGCAGGAAAUCACGAUCCAGAAGUCGUUAGGGAAUUUUGAAUCUGAUGGUUUAGAUGUUUUUUUUUCAGAUUUAAUUUAAAAAUUCUAGUUGCAAGGAAUAUGACUAUACUAACCCAUAAGUAGGAGUGCGUGUAUGUAAUAAAACUGAUCACAGUUAUUGAUAGAAUUCACUUUGUAUUUCAGCAGAUAAUAAAAUUUUGA